AUGUUAAGAAUGCUUAAAGAAAAUUUUAGAGGACGGAUUAUUAAUUAUAUUUUUAAAGUUAUAUGUAUAUAUUUUUUUAUUUAUCCUUAUAUUAUUCCUACAUAUCCAUCACGAUCAUGUACAAAAAGUGAAUUUAAAUGUAAAUUAGAUAAUAAUUGUAUUCCUCUUAUUAAAUGGCAAGAUGGAUAUGAAGAUUGUCUUGAUGGUUCAGAUGAAGUAUGCCUUCCCUGGCAAUUUGAUUGUAAAUUUGGAUAUCCAAAAUGUAUCUCUUCAACCAAGUUAAAUGAUGGUACUAUUGAUUGUAUGUCUGGAUUUGAUGAAUCCUGUCCAUCACAUUAUUUUGUCUGUAAAGAUAAGUCAAAAUGUCUUGAUCCACAAAAAUAUAUGGAUGGAAAUGUGGAUUGUAAUGAUGGGUCAGAUGAACCUUGUCCCGAAGGAAAGUUUCUUUGUCAUGAUUCAUCUAAAUGUAUAAGUAUAUCACAAUUUCAAAAUGGUAUACCAGAUUGUAAUGAUGGAAGUGAUGAAGAAUGUACUGUUACACAAUUUCAAUGUGCUUGUAAAGGAAAAGUUAAAUGUAUUGGAAUAGAAAAAGUUUUUAAUGGUAUUAAAGAUUGUGAUGAUGGUAGUGAUGAAGGUUUUAUUCCUCAAAAUGGUUUAUGUUUAGAUGGAUCAAAAGCUGUAAUUCAUAAUGAAAAAAUUAAUAUUGAUAAAAAAGUUGCUUCUAUAAGUACAUGUCCAUUAAAUAAUCCAUGUCCUGAGAGACUUGGACUUGUCUGUUUAACUGUUGGUGGUACAUGGAGAUGUGUCUGUAAAAUAGGAACAGUUAAACCUCCAGGAAGUUCAAGAUGUGUACCAAUAGAAAUGUUACCACAAUUUUUUUCUAAACCUGAUGUCAAUUGUACAACUGUCUAUAAUGAUAUGUUAAUUCAGUAUCGUCAAUUUUAUUCAAAUGUUCCUAGAAUUCAAUUUAAAGAUGACCAAUCAACUGAAAUAUAUAAGACACCAAAAACAACUUCUAAUACUUUUAAUACAACUGACAUACAAAAUGAAAUAUUUAGUUUAGAUAUUAAUAAACAAGAUAAUAAUCCAACUAUUAUUCAUACAACAUCAAUAAACAUAAAGACAACUCCAAAACCUGAAUCAACAACAUUAAAUUUAAUACAAAUAAAAAUUAAAAAACCUACUAAUGAUGGUACAGUACAAAGAGCUCCAAUUAAAAGAAUACAAACAACUGAUAAUAUUCUUGAAAUUACAUCAUCAAACUCAAAGAAAAUAUUAUUAGAGGAAAUUACUGAUUUUGAUUUAGAUAUGUUAACAUAUACUUAUGGUUCUGAAUGUGAUCCAUAUAUAAAAAAUUCAUGCUCUAAUAUUAAUGGUACAUGUAUAAAAAAUAAUAAUCAAACAUAUACAUGCCAAUGUAAAAAUAAUGAAGUUAUGAAUACUAUUACAAAUAAAUGCACUGUUUUAAUUGAUGAAUGUAGUGAUCCAGAAUUAAAUGACUGUGAUAAAAAUGCCAUUUGUAUGGAUAAUGAUUUUUCAUAUGAAUGCUUAUGCCGUGAAGGAUAUAUUGAUGUUUCUUUAUCACCAAUAUCAAAACCAGGAAUAAAAUGUAAAAAACUUGUUAAUGAGUGUAAAAAUAGCAUGUUAAAUGAUUGUGAUAAAAAUUCUUUAUGUAUUGAUAAACCAAAUGGAUAUACAUGUCGUUGUCAUUCUGACUAUACAGAUAUAUCAUCUGAUAGAAUUAAAAAACCUGGUAGAAAGUGUCAAAAAUUAAUUAAUGAAUGUCAAAUAAAUAAUGGUACAAUAUGUGAUCCAAUUGCAUAUUGUACUGAUCUUCCUAUUGGAUAUAAAUGUUCCUGUCCAAAAGGUACUCUUGAUAUAUCUUCUGAUUAUCUUAAUAAUCCUGGUACAAAAUGUUUAUCGGUACCAAAUGAAUGUAAGGAACAUCUUUGUAAUCCAAAAACAUCUGUUUGCCUUAAAAUAUCUAAAAAAAUAAAUAAUAAUGGUAAUGAAGAAAAUAUUUAUGGAUGCCAAUGUAAACCUGGAUAUCAAGAUAAUGAUAUAAAUCGACCUGGCUUUAAUUGCACUCAAAAAGGACCUGAUCCAUGUUUAGAUUUUUCUUUACAUGAUUGUGAUCCAGUAGCAGCCUGUUACAGUGAACCUAAUGGAUUUUUUAAUUGUCGUUGCCCAAAAGGUUUUGUUGAUAUUUCUCCUGAUUCACGUUUUCCUGGAAGAAAAUGUAAAAAAGCUGUUGAUGAAUGUAGUCUUGGGAUUCAUGAAUGUGAUUCUAAUGCAGAUUGCCUUGACACUGCCACAUCUUAUAAUUGUAGAUGUAGAACCGGAUUUGCAGAUGUAUCUCCAGAUCCCCUCAAUAAACCAGGAAGACAUUGUAAAAAAGCAAAUCAAUGUUCAACAUCUGAUUGUCAUGCUGCUGCAGAGUGCCGGGAAUCACCAUCAGGUCCAAUAUGUCAAUGUACUUCAGGAUUUGUUGAUAUAUCAAGACAACAUGGACGUCCACCAGGUAGAAUAUGCCGUGAAAUUAUUAAUGAAUGUACAACGAAUGCUCAUGACUGUUCACCUUCAGCACAUUGUAUAGAUACAUCUGAAAGUUAUACAUGUCGAUGUAAGGAUGGUUAUAGAGAUGAAUCAACAAACUCCAUUGAAAGACCAGGAAGGGUAUGUGUUAAGUCAUCUAUUCCAGAUGCCCCUGAAUGUAAUGUUAAUGAUCCAUUAUCAUGUGAUAAAACAAAACAUGAAGUUUGCCUUUUUAUUAAUUCAAAUUAUAAAUGUGUAUGCCCACAAGGUUAUGAAAGAUUACCUGAUGGUAGGUGUUUAGUUAUUAAUGAAUGUAGAGAUAGAAAAUUAAAUAAUUGCCAUGAUAAUGCUGAAUGUAUAGAUUUGGCUGAUGGUUUUACAUGCCGUUGUAAAAGUGGUUUUAUUGAUAUUUCUCCAAAAGGACAAAUUGGUAGAAUAUGUAAAGAAAGAAUUAAUGAAUGUUUAUCACCAGAGAAGUAUGGUGUGGAUUGUAAUAAUAAUGCUAUAUGUAUAGAUACAGAUUCAUCUUAUGAAUGUAAAUGUAAACCUGGUUUUGUUGAUAUUUCUGAAAGAUAUAGAAAAUUACCAGGAAGAAGAUGUAUUGAAGCAAUUAAUGAAUGUUCAAAUAGUUUAUUGAAUGACUGUUCUGAAAAUGCCAUUUGUGAAGAUACUAAAGAAUCAUACAUUUGUACAUGUAAAUCUGGUUUUAUAGAUGCUUCUUCUAAUAUUACUCAUUAUUCUGGUAGAGUAUGUAUUAAACCAACUAAUAAUUAUAUUCAAAUUGAUGAAGGAAGAUAUAUAAGUAAUCAAGAAACACAUAAAUUUGUAGAAAAAUCAUGUUCAUCAACAUCAAAUUGUGGUGAUAAUGAAACAUGUAAAUUAUCAUCUGAAAAAAAGAAGACUUGCCAAUGUAAUGAAAAUUGUAUGCGUGAUAUUGAUGGAAAAUGUAAAAAAAUACAAUCAUGUGAGGGAAAUAAUGAAUGUGAUACAAAUGCCAUAUGUUCAAAUGUUUUUGGAGGAUAUAAAUGUCAAUGUAGACCUGGAUUUUAUGAUAUCUCAACUGAUCCUUUAAGGAAACCUGGUCGUAUGUGUAAAGAAUUAAUUAAUGAAUGUGGAACACAAGCUAAUACCUGUUCACCAUUUGCUGUAUGUAUUGAUUCUGCUGAAAGUUAUUCUUGUUCUUGUUUACAAAAUUUUGUUGAUAUUUCUAGUAUUUAUGGUCUUGAACCUGGUAGAAAAUGUGUCAAAACUAUUAAUGAAUGUAGUAGUUCAUCAUUAAAUACAUGUGAUGAAAAUGCUGAUUGUAUUGAUACUCAAGAUUCAUAUACAUGUCAAUGUUAUUCAGGUUUUAUUGAUGUAUCUUCAUCAGCAAAUUUACCACCAGGUCGUGUUUGUACUGUUGAAACAUCAUGUUCUAAACAAAAAACUGAUCUUAUCUUUCUUAUUGAUGGUUCAGGAUCUAUUGGAUCAAGAGUUUUUAAAUCUGAAGUUCUCCGUUUUAUUGCAGAAUUUGUUGAAUUAUUUGAUAUUAGUCCAACAAAAACAAGAGUUGGACUUAUUCAAUAUUCUGAUCAAAUUCGUCAUGAAUUUGAUCUUAAUCAAUAUAAAGAUAAGACUUCUCUUCUUAAUGCUAUUUCAAAUACACAAUAUUUAACUGGAUUAACACGUACUGGUGCUGCUAUUCAACAUAUGGUUAAUGAAGGUUUUUCUACAACUAAAGGAGCAAGACAAUUAUCACCAGAUAUUUCAAGAGUAGCAAUUAUUAUGACUGAUGGUCGUAGUCAAGAUAAUGUUACAGGUCCUUCAAUAACAGCACGUUCAAAAAGUAUUAAAACAUUUUCUAUUGGUGUAACAGAUCAUGUUUUGGCAUCAGAACUUGAAUCAAUUGCUGGAUCAUCAAAAAAUUGGUUUUAUGUAUCAAAAUUUAAAGAUUUAGAUACAAGAUUACGUAGUCUUAUACAAAAAGCAGCAUGUCCAGGAGUACAAAAACAACCAAAUCUUCAUGGUAAAUGUAAUGUUGAAACACAAACAGGUUGUAAUCGGGAGUUAAAUGAGAUAUGUAUAAUGGUAAAUGGAAAGGCAUCAUGUGAAUGUACAAAACCAUUUGUUAGAAAUCCAGUUACUAAGAUUUGUGGUGGUGAUUUGUGUAAUCCACAAUUAUCUACUUCUUGUAUUUAUCCAGAACUUUGUCAAAAGACUCCUUUAAAUAAUUAUAGGUGUAUUUGUCCUGAUGGUUAUGAUAGAGAAUCUGUCACUGGAAAAUGUUUAAAAAUUGAAAGUAUUAAAGAUGUAAAACAAAUUGAACCACCAUUAAGAGAGAAAACAUGCAAUGACAUUGAUGGUAUAAGAUGCUCUGACUCAGAAAUUUGUGUAUCAUCUGGUGAUACAUAUAUUUGUGAAUGUGAUAGAGGAUAUGAAAGAAAUCCUUUUACUGGUAAAUGUCAAAUUAUUGGUUCAUGUAAUCCAAGUUAUCCUUAUAACUGUGAUCUUAGAAAACAUGAACAUUGUUUAUUACAUCCAUCUGGAAAAUAUCAUUCCUGUCAAUGUAAUAAAGGAGAAAGAAGACAUCCUAUUACUGGUGUUUGUCUUCGUAAUGAAUGCCAAACUGGUGAACAUGAUUGUGAUAGAAAUGCUAGAUGUAUUGAUACAGAUGAUGGAUUUAUUUGUUCAUGUCCAUAUGGUUUUAUUGAUCAUUCUCCGGAACCAACAAAAAGACCAGGAAGAUUAUGUAUUGCUGAACUAGAUGAAUGUUCCACCGGAAAACACAAUUGUUCACCUGAUGCUUUAUGUAUUGAUACAACUGAUGGUUUUGUAUGUCGUUGUAAACCUGGUUUUAUAGAUUUUUCACCUAAUCCUUUAAUUGAAAGUGGUAUAUUAUGUAAACCAUUAAUCAAUGAAUGUGAUAAACCUCAUCUUAAUACAUGUCACCAAGAUGCAUUUUGUAUUGAUACUUCAGAUUCAUAUAAAUGUAUAUGUAAACCAGGUUAUGAAGAUAUGGAUCCAUAUAGAAAUCCUGGUAGAAGAUGUUAUAAACCACAAAUGGAAGAUAUUUGUGCAGUUGGUUCACAUUCUUGUGAUAAAAAUGCAAGAUGUAUUAACAAAGCUAAUGGUGGAUAUACAUGUAUUUGUAAUCCAGGUUUUAUUGAUAAAAGUCCUAAUCCAAAUGAUCCUGGUAAAGUUUGUAUACCUUUAAUUCAUGAAUGUGAUAAUCCAUCACUUAAUGAUUGUGAUUCUCCUGAUCGUGCUAUAUGUAUAGAUAAUGAUGAAGGAUAUAAUUGUCAAUGUAGACAAGGAUUUUUAGAUAUUUCACCAAAUUUACCAUCAAAACCUGGUAGAUUAUGUAAAACUCUUGAAAAUGAAUGUUUUACUGGUAAUAAUGAUUGUGCAAGAGAUGGUGGUAUUUGUGAAGAUACACCUGAUUCAUAUUCAUGUAGAUGUGCUCAUGGAUAUCUUGAUGUUUCAUAUGAUAUUAAACAUCGUCCUGGAAGAAAAUGUAAACGAUUAAUUGAUGAAUGUGCAACUAGACAAAAUGACUGUUCACCAGAUGCUAUAUGUACAGAUACAGAAGAUUCUUAUAUAUGUGCCUGUCCACCACAAUAUAUUGAUGUUUCAAGUGAUGUUAUUCAUAAACCUGGUAGAAGAUGUUUAUUAAGAGUUAAUGAAUGUCUUACAAAUCAAAAUGAUUGUUCAACUAAUGCUGAUUGUCUUGAUACUCCUGAAUCUUAUAAAUGUAAAUGUAGGGAUAAUUUUGUUGAUGAAUCUCCAGAUAAAAUAAAUAAACCUGGUAGAAUUUGCCGUCCAGCUUAUAUUGAUGAAUGUAGAAGUGGUAAGAAUGAUUGUCAUAAGGAUGCUAUAUGUCAUGAUUUACCACAAGGUUAUUCAUGUCAAUGUAAACCAGAAUUUAUUGAUGAUUCUCCAAACAGAAUAACAGAACCAGGAAGAAAAUGUAUUCCUAGAAUUACAAUUGUCCCAGAUGAAUGCAAAGUUGAUAAUAUUAAUUCAUGUAAAAGACAUCUUAAUGAAGUUUGUCGUUUAAUUAAUGGUAAACCUAAAUGUACAUGUCCUAUUAAUUAUGAACGUAAUCAAAGAACUCAAGUUUGUAAUGUUAUUAAUGAAUGCUUAUAUCCACAAUUAAAUGAUUGUCAUCCAUCUGCUGAAUGUAUUGAUACUGAAGAAUCAUAUGAUUGUAGAUGUAGAAAUGGUUUUAAAGAUGUUUCUCCAUCAGGAAAAAGUGGAAGAUUAUGCCAACCAAUAAUUAAUGAAUGUCAAUUUCCACAUCUUAAUGAUUGUCAUAUGAAUGCUGUAUGUAUUGAUAAAGAUGAAGGUUUCGACUGUAGAUGUAAACCUGUUUAUAAAGAUAUGAAUCCAAGAAAUCCAGGUAGAAUGUGUAAAGAACUUGUUAAUGAAUGUACUAAUCCAAAUCUUAAUUCAUGUGACAGAAAUGCAUAUUGUACAGAUAAAGAAGAUGGAUAUGAUUGUCGUUGUAAGGAUGGAUAUUUAGAUAUUUCUCCAUCACCAUCACUUCUUGGACGUGCAUGUAGAGAAUUGGUAGAUGAAUGUAGAGAUAGAAAUAAAAAUGAUUGUGAUAAAAUUGCUAGAUGUAUUGAUACACAAGAUUCAUAUAAAUGUAUUUGUCCACCAAAUUCUAAAGAUAUAUCACCAAAUCCAGCUUUUCCAGGAAGAGUAUGUUUACAAUUUGAAAAUGAAUGUCUUACUGGUAAACAUGAUUGUGAUGCUAAUGCUAUUUGCCAUGAUAAUGAACAAGGUUUUACUUGUGAAUGCCCAUCUGGCUUUAUUGAUAGAUCACCAAAUAAAAUGUCAAGAUCUGGUAGAGUAUGUGUUAAAUUAAUUGAUGAAUGUGCUACUGGUAGACAUACAUGUUCUCCAAAAGCAGAAUGUAGAGAUUUAGAGGAAGGAUAUACCUGUGAAUGUAAAAAUGGUUAUGUUGAUAGAUCACCAAAUAUGGCAUCACAACCAGGAAGAGUCUGUUCACCACCUGAUAUAUGCCCACAAACAAAUGAAUGUUCAAGUGCUGCUAUAUGUGAACCAUUAGGAGCUAAUGAUUACAAAUGUACCUGUAUUCAAGGAUACAAUGAUCAAUCACCUAGUGGUUUAACAGGAAGAAUUUGUGUUCGAAACAAUGCUUGUCGUAAUCCAACUUUAAAUACUUGUUCUAGAAAUGCUAUUUGUUACGAUGAAACUAAUGGUUAUCGAUGUGAAUGUAUAAAAGGUUAUGAAGAUAAAUCUCCAUUAGGUUCUCCUAGAGGUCGAGUUUGUGAAGAAAGACAAGUACAAAGAGAACCAGUAUAUAAACAUCCAUGCCAAGAUCCUCAACUUCAUGAUUGUCAUGUUAAUGCAAAUUGUCGUAGUACUGGAAGAGAUACUUAUACCUGUGAAUGUGCUCAUGGAUUUGUUGAUCAUUCACCAGAUGUAAUAAAUAGUCCUGGUAGAGUAUGUAAUAUAGCUAAUUCUAUUUGUCUUGAUUCAACAAAGAAUGACUGUGAUCAAUUUGGAAUUUGUAUUGAAAAUGAUUCUAAAGAUGGUUAUACAUGUAAAUGCCGUGAUGGUUAUAUUGAUCAAUCACCUAAUAAAUUAUAUAAACCUGGUAGAGUAUGCACAGAACUUGUUAAUGAAUGUCUUGAUAGAUCAUUAAAUGAUUGUCAUUUAACUGCUGUUUGUGAAGAUCUUCCAGAAGGAUAUACUUGUAGAUGUGCUGUUAAUGCAAUUGAUCAAUCUCCUGAUAAAAUAAAUAGACCUGGAAGAAUUUGUCUUAAUCCUGUAAAUGAAUGUGCCAAUCCAACAUUAAAUGAUUGUUCCAAAUUUAGUGAUUGUAUUGAUAAAGUUGAAGGAUAUUCUUGUAGAUGUAAAUCAGGUUAUUAUGAUUUAAAUCCAUCUAAACCUGGUACACAAUGUAAAUUUAUAAUAAAUGAAUGUGAAAGUAGAACAUUAAAUGAUUGUGAUACAAAUGCUUUAUGUAUUGAUACUCCUGGAGGUUAUGAAUGUAAAUGUAAAGCUCCAUAUAAAGAUCAUUCUCCUCCAUCACUUCCUGGUAGAAUGUGCCGUUUUAAUGAAUGUCUUUCAUCAAGUACUAAUAAUUGUGAUAGAAAUGCUGAUUGUAUUGAUACAGAUGAUAAUUAUCUUUGUAGAUGUAGAACUGGAUUUUAUGAUUCUUCACCUAAUCCAAUGGAACCUGGUAGAUUAUGUCUUGAAUUUCAAAAUGAACCAUCAACACCACCAACUCAAGUUAUUAGAGAUCAUACAAUUCCUGAUGAAAUGAUUAUUAAAACAAAAAUACCACAUUUUGAAAUGACAAGAGGUACUGCUAGGCCUACAGUAUAUACAGUACCAGUUGUUACUGAAAAAAUUGUAACUAGAAGACCCUUACAAGAACCACCAAAAGGAAUGUUAUGUGGUAAAACAUAUUGUAAUACUGAUCUUAAUGAAGUUUGUAUUAGUGGAUGGUAUUGUGGUUGUAAACCAGAUGAAGGUCGUGGUUCAGAUUCUGAAGUUUGUAGAGUAAUUCAAAAAACACAUAUACCAUUAAGAGUUAUUGCUAAAGAUGGUGAACCAAUAUAUUAUUCAAGUGCUUAUGGAAACCCAACAAAUCCUGUAUAUAUACAAUUUGCAGAAGAAUUUAAUAAAGAUAUUGGUAGAAGUUUUGCUGGUACUACAUAUGCUACAAGAUAUGUUAAUUCUAAAAUAUCUUAUAUUACACAUCCAAAAAUGGUAAAUAGUAGUUGGCCAGAUGGUAUACUUGUUAAUUUUACAGUUGGAACAACAAUGACAGAAAAGAAAGUUGAUCAAUGUGAUGUAUGGGAUCAAUUAAUACAAUCAUUACAAAGAUCAAAUGGACAUAUUGGUGGUGGUAAAUUAACUGUACCAUCUGAUGUUGAUUCAUUAAAUCCUUGUGCUGAACCACCAAAUAAUGGUAAUAAAUGUGGAAAUAAAUGGUGUGAUAAAGAAUUAGGAGAAGUUUGUAUUGCUAAUAGUAUAUGUGGAUGUCCUGAUGGACAAAAAAGAAAAGAUGAUAAAAGUAAAUGUUAUGCUGUUGAAAACUUCCAAAUACCUAUGUGGAUUAUUAGAGAUGGUAAUAAAAAUCUUGUAUAUAAUGAUUCAUAUGGAAAUCCACAAGAUAUUGUUCAUAAAAGUACUGCCACAAGAUAUGAAGAUGGUAUUGGAAGUUGUUAUUCACAUACAAAUUUAAAAGAUUUCUUUGUAACAGCUGAAGUAAAUGAUAUUACAAAUCCUAAAAUUAUUAAUGGAACAUGGGAUACUGGUUUACUAUAUAAUUCAACAGUUUAUUUUAAAAAAGGUGCCAUUAAAAUACCACAAGAUGUUUAUACUAAUGUUAUUGAUUAUAUAGUAAAACAAAAUAAUUAUGAAGUUGGUGAUAGUGAUUUAUUUAUUAAUCCAACACAACCAAAUCCUUAUGAUAAUUGUUAUAAAAAUCAUUGUCAUGAAAGAGGAAUUUGUAUACCAGAUGAACCUCAUGGACAUCAUUGUGAAUGUGCUCCUGGUUUUCGUGAUUUAGAUCCUUUACUUCCAGGAAGAAAAUGUUUACCAAUAACAAAUUAUAAUGAAUGUCUUAAAAAGGAAGAUAAUGAAUGUUCUGAAAAUGCUCGAUGCAUUGAUCAAGAAUAUCUUUAUAAAUGUGAAUGUUUGAAAGGAUAUACUGAUGCAGCUCCAAAAGAUGCUGUACCAGGAUCUGUUUGUGUAAUGGAUUAUUGUGCAGAUGUCAAUUUCUGUCCAAAAAAUACAACAUGUGUAAAUAUGGAACAACAAGCUGAAUGUAGAUGUGAUCAUGGUUUUAUGGAUAUUAGAAAAUCUGAACUUCGAGAUUCUACUGGUCUUCCUGUAGACACAUUUUGUAUGAAUAUUAGAGAUGUCAAUGAAUGUGCUCUUGGUUUAACUAAUUGUUCAGGAAUUGCUGAAUGUACUGAUAAAAUUAUAGGAUAUGAAUGUAAAUGUCCAGAUACAUAUGUUGAUGGUAAUCCAAGUGAACCUGGUCGUAUGUGUGCAUCAAUUUCAUGUGGUUAUUGUAAUUAUCACGGAGAUUGUGUACAUAAUGAAUUUACUAGAAAUAUAACUUGUGCAUGUACUGAUGGUUGGAGUGGUGAAUUAUGUGAUGUUGAACCAUCAAAAGCAUCAAUGAUUCUUCUUAUUUUACUUGCACUUUUAUUCCUUUUACUUACACUUUGUUGUUUAUUAUAUCUUUGUACAAAAUGUCAUUGUUUCAAGAAAGGACCUCUUGGUGGAGUAUAUCGUCGUAGUGGUGGUGGUAUAUUCCCUUGGAAUACAUUAGAUGCCUCAUCAUCAUCUGAAUCUGGUGGUGAUUUUUCACAAAUGUCUACAGCUGGUGAUAUUUAUGGUCAUGAAAUUGGUAUACCUAGACCAAAAAUAAAAAUGUCUGGUAGUGAUAAUACAGAAAUCAUUUCAUCAAGACACAUGGCUAAUGAACAAGCUGCUGAGAAAUUUACAAAUUAUUUACAAGGAGCUCUCCAAAUCCCAAGACCAUUAAUUAGUGGUGCUGGAGAAGGAAGAAAUAAAAGAAUGGUUGAUAAUGAAAGUAUUUUAUCAGAAUCUUCUUCUGAUUAUACUAUUAGAGAAGAAAUUGAAAAAAGAAUUACUACUGAUGUAACAACAAAAGAAAUAAGAACAAUUAUAACAGAAGAUGGUCAAGAGGUUGAACAUGUAACAGAAAGUAGUAGAAGAUUUUAUAAUAAUGGAAAUAAUGAUGUAUCAAGUAGUAAUAAUAUUCAUGAAGAAAGUAAUAAAGGAUUUAGUGAUUAUACAACAUACAACAAAAAUCAUCAAAUAAAUAGAAAUGCUAUGGAACAAGGAAUGACGUCAUUAGAAAGUGCAGAGGAUAAUAUUUAUACAAAAAGAAAUAUUGAAGAAUCUAAGACAUUCCAAGAGACUCGUAUAACUGAUGAACAGGAGAAAGAUGAAAAUGAGGAAGAAUUUUCAAUUGAACAAACACGUCGAUGGGGAAAUAGAAGUAGUUCACAUAAUGCUGCUGGUUACCUAUCUGAUGAAGAUUCAGUUUCUGUAGUUUCUACAGAUGAAAAAUUAGUAGUUGAUAAAGUAACAAAACAUAAUAAUUCACGUUUUAUUGAUAAUAAUGGAGGAGAAAGAUAUCUUAAUGAAGUUAUAACGACAAAAACUUCUACAGAAACUAGAAUUCAUUAG
Messenger RNA from Strongyloides ratti, 11724 nucleotides. Its product is annotated as SEA domain and Epidermal growth factor-like domain and EGF-like calcium-binding domain and von Willebrand factor, type A domain and Low-density lipoprotein (LDL) receptor class A repeat and Insulin-like growth factor binding protein, N-terminal domain-containing protein. The record is from RefSeq and is a predicted model, not a curated record. Lineage: Eukaryota; Metazoa; Nematoda; Chromadorea; Rhabditida; Strongyloididae. The transcript has 10 exons. Gene Ontology annotation, molecular function: calcium ion binding; protein binding. Bases 1 to 11724 code for a protein of 3907 amino acids.